This is a messenger RNA of Leishmania mexicana MHOM/GT/2001/U1103, 606 nucleotides long. RefSeq lists its product as hypothetical. The record is from RefSeq and is a predicted model, not a curated record. The coding region runs from base 1 to 606 and encodes 201 amino acids. NCBI's taxonomy places the organism in Eukaryota, Euglenozoa, Kinetoplastea, Trypanosomatida, Trypanosomatidae. The transcript has a single exon.
AUGAGUCGUGCUACUGAGCGGCUGGACGCGUGCGAGGGCGCGGCAGCGUACCGCGUGGCAAGCCUGCUGCAGCGGCCGCGCACGGUCGAGGUCGCCGGCGCGGAGUCGCUGCGCGGGACGACAGCGCAAAUAGAGCAGUUUCUUGCUAUGGCGUCACGAGAGCCUGCAGUGCGGAUAGAGCCGGAGUGUAUGCAGUCGGGUAGUGGCGACAGCAGUGGCGCGGAGGAGCUAGCGCUGGCAGACGAGGGGCCUACCCUGCAGCUGAGCGUUGUCGCGGGCGUGCUGGAGGAGGUGGACGUGGCCGCGGAGCAGCGCGGGAUAUCAUCCGUCGACGGGCUUGUACUGCCGACUGCGGCAAACCAACAGGAGCUCCAGCGGCGCAAGGCAGAGCAGGCGCAGGCGAUGCUGGACCUGCUGAGUGCGCUUUCGCCGUCCGCGCCGGCGCCGUGCGGCCGCCGCGGAGCGUCACACACGGCGGCGCACGUGCCGAGCAGCGACGAUAGCGACGACGGGGUGGUCGUGAUGGAUGCGAGCGACUUGAUGGGGGAGGACUCGAACGAGGACGACGCACCGGCGACGCCCAGGCGCAUCGUGGAGAUGGACUGA